Drosophila serrata is the source of this 1205-nucleotide messenger RNA. RefSeq lists its product as uncharacterized. Gene Ontology annotation, molecular function: molecular adaptor activity. Gene Ontology annotation, cellular component: glutamatergic synapse; postsynaptic specialization. NCBI's taxonomy places the organism in Eukaryota, Metazoa, Arthropoda, Insecta, Diptera, Drosophilidae. Gene Ontology annotation, biological process: signaling. The record is from RefSeq and is a predicted model, not a curated record.
AGCACAUGUACAGUGUUGACUUUGUCACUUUGUCACAAUCAGCUUUUCCAUACAAGCACUAUAACUUUCUCAGUAUUUUUACAAUAUUAUUCACAAUGGAAUUGAAUGUUCAAGAUCACUUCACCUGCAGAUGUCGCACAUUUAUAGCCAAUAACUUCCCUGACGAGUCUUCUUCCUCUGAUGACGAAUUGGAAAGCAACAAUAUUCAUCUCACUCCAUCGCUUGAAGAAAUGUAUGUUCAACAGGAGGUAGAGACUCCAGAGAUGAUGGAGCUGAUCGUAAAGUUCGAGAAGCUCACCAUUAAGGAGCCGGAACAGCCAUUAGAUCCGAUUCAAGCUAUACCAGAGGAAGAGAUUUGCAAUGGUGACCCUGAACCAGUUGUAUUACAAGAAAGUAUUGAUACAAAGUCAGAGAUAAAUGUAGCAACAGAAGAUCUCUAUGAAAACCCUGCCGACCCCGAUGUGUUAAUGGAAAACUCUAAAGAAAACUCAGACCAAUCAGAAGUAACAGCAGCAGAAGUCGUAAAGGAUGGCAACUACUUUCUUAAGAUCCUCAAAGACGAGCAAAAGCGAUUGUUAGAUUUGGCCAACACUGCUGACCACUAUGCAGCCGUCUUGGUUACCAGGAAAAAUCGUUGGGAAUAUGCUUUCGAAAAACUACGACUCUUCUCAGGCUUGGCCAAAUUGUUAGUGUCUUCCAAAAUGAACCAGUUUGAAGAAAUAUGCCUAAAAAAUAUUAACUCUUCACCAAAUGAAGACUUCCCAGUUACCAAUGACGACCUGCAUGGAUUUUGGGAUAUGAUAUAUCUGCAAAUUCCGGCAUUGGAUGCACAUUAUGCUGAAAUUGAAAAAAUUAGGGAUAACAAUUGGAAACCUCCAGCUACGGAUGCAGCUCAGGUACCUUCGACUUCGGGAAGGCAGCGGAAUACCAAUUUAAAAACCCGUGAAAAGCUGUGGCGCAACAACUAAACAUUAAGUUAUAUUAUAUAUUUUGUUUAUUCACAAGCACACUCAAAACAGAGAUACACUUGUUUAGUUCAGAGUCACCCAGAUAUCCCAAAAUUUCUUUUCAAAUCCAAUUUGUCUUGCAAUUGCUGAUCUAUAUAUCGCAUUUACUAAAUUUUAAUAUUUGUAACUAACAUUCAACUAUGAGUAACAAUUGACAACCCACAGAAAUACAAACAAUUGUUAAUAAAUUCACUGAUA